CACUUCUCUUUACUCCAGCACUUCACUGCUUAUUCUGCAGGCUGCACCCUCAAAUCUCAUACCUCCUGGACACGGCUCCCCGCACCCUAUGCUGCCCUCCUUCACCCAGCCCAUGAUGGACCCCCUGCCUCUGCUCAUCUACCUGUGCACAGUGCUGGCACCGAGCCGUGGAUUCAGCGUGGACGUGGAGGUACCCAUCACCUUCCAGGAGGCUGCCGCAGGGUUUGGGCAGAGCGUGGUGCAGUUCGGGAGUGCCAGCACCGGGGGGCUGCUCGCCGGGGCCCCGCUGCAGAGAGGAGACGUGAAUGAAACCGGCAAAGUCUACAAGUGUAACCCAGGCUCCAGAAGCUGCCAGGCGAUCUCCAUCCAGAGGCCCCCGGAUGCAGUGAACAUGUCCCUCGGAUUGUCUCUGGCGGCCCAGGGCUCCAAUCUCCUGGUGUGCGGCCCCACGGUGCACCGGGCCUGCGGGGAGAACAUGUACGUCAACGGCUACUGCUUCCUCCUGGACCAGAGCCUCCGGCAGGUCCAGCGCAUCCCGGACACCCUGGCAGAGUGCCCCAGACGUGCCACAGACAUAGUGCUCCUCAUUGAUGGCUCGGGCAGCAUCGUACCUGAGGACUUUAUAAAGAUGAAGAUGUUUCUCGCUGAGAUCAUGAAGCGUUUCCGCAGCACCGACACGCAGUUUGCCCUCAUGCAGUACUCACACAGAUUUAGAGAGCACUUCGACUUCUUCCAGUACAGGAGGAGUCGCGACCCCAGUCGCCUCCUCAGGUCGGUCGUGCAGCUCCUGGGAGCGACGUACACAGCCACCGCCAUUCAGGAAGUGGUGCAGAAGCUGUUCACCUCUUGGAGAGGAGCUCGGGAUGAGGCCACCAAGAUUCUCAUUGUGAUCACAGAUGGGGAGAAAUCUGGAGACCCGCUUUCUUAUUCAGAUGUCAUACCUGAGGCUGAGAGAGCUGGAAUCAUCCGCUACGCCAUCGGGGUCGGUGAUGCCUUCUCCAGCUCUGCAGCCCAAUGGGAGCUACAGGAGAUCGCCUCUAAACCCACUGACGAGCACAUCUUCCGGGUGGACAAUUUCGACGCCCUCCAGGGCAUCCAGAGCCAGCUGCAGGAGAAGAUCUUCGCCAUCGAAGGCACCCAGUCCCAGAGCGGCAGCUCCUUCCAGCUGGAGAUGUCCCAGGAAGGAUUCAGCUCCCUGCUGUCCCCUGAGGGGCCUGUGCUGGGAGCGGUGGGAGCCUAUGACUGGUCCGGUGGGAUAUACUUGUAUGGGAGCGGCGGGAAGCCGAGCUUCAUCAACGUAUCCAGAACUUCCGCUGACAUGAAUGAUGCUUAUCUCGGUUAUUCAUCUCAGGUCAUCACAGCCAAUGGGCAGAGCAGCUACGUGGUCGGGGCCCCUCGCUACCAACAUGCCGGCAAAGUCGUCCUGUUCAGCCGGGAUACCAAGGAUGGGGAAUGGACACCCAGAUCACAGCUGUUGGGAGAGCAGAUUGGCUCAUAUUUUGGGGGUACACUGUGCGCUGUGGACCUCAACAGAGAUGGGAACACGGACCUGGUUCUAAUCGGAGCCCCCAUGUACCAUACACGUCUGAAUGGAGGAUGGGUCUAUAACUGCCUGAUUAACUGGCCGGGGAUGACACUGAUCUGCACCAAGACACUGCAGGGGCAGACGGGGCAGGCGUUCGGACGCUUUGGGGCCAGCAUGUCCGAAAUCGGGGACAUCAGCGGGGACGGACAGACGGAUGUGGCCAUCGGGGCCCCCAUGGAGAAUGACAAUCAUGGGGCCUUGUAUAUCUUCCAUGGGGAAAAGGGAGGCCUCAGUCCCCAUUACAGACAGCGCAUCGAGGGGUCACAGUUUCCCAGCAGGCUGCACUACUUUGGCCAGGCCGUCAGUGGCGGGACAGACCUGACGGGGGACGGACUGCCAGACAUCGCGGUGGGGGCAGAAGGGCAGAUCCUGCUGCUGAGGUCCCGGCCAGUGCUCAGAGUCGUGGUCUCCAUCAGCUUCCAGCCCCCCACGAUCCCAACCUCGGCCUUUGACUGCCAGGAGCAGGAGCAGCUCAACACGGAGGCCAGCAGGGCAAAUAUCUGCUUCACCGUCACUAAGAGCACCUUGGACAGCCUAGGCAACGGGAUCUCCAGCACCAUCCAGUACAGCCUGUCCCUGGACCCCGGGCGGAUGAAGAUCCGAGCCGCCUUUGACUCCACCGGCCCCGUCCUGAGCAAGGAACUGCGGCUCGGCAUUGAGAAGAAAUGUGAGACGUACCAGAUAAAGUUACCUAUCUGUCCUGAGGACACUCUGACCCCCAUCACCCUACGCCUCAACUACACCCUGACGGGGGAACCCAUCGCUGCUGCCAGUGGCCUCAGACCCAUCCUGAGUGAGGAGUCUGCACGGGUGUCUAUAGGCUCGCUCCCGUUUGAGAAGGACUGCGGUAGUGACAAAGUCUGCACUGAUGAACUACACAUUUUCUUCAAUUUCUCAGGCUUGAGCACCCUGGUGGUGGGGGUAACCCCCGAACUCAACACCACUGUCUCCAUCCAGAACCGUGGGGAGAAUUCCUACAGCACCAGUGUGCGAUUCUUCUACCCGGCCGCGCUGUCCUACCGCCGGGUCCUGCUGCUCCAGUCUAACAGGAGGGCCGUGGCCAUUAAGUGCAGCUCGGCGGGGCUCCGAGGAGCGACUCAGAGGAACAGCACCUGCCACGUCAACCACCCCAUCUUCUGGAGCGGGUCCGAGGCCGUCUUCAUCGCCACCUUCGACGUCGCCUCUGAAGCCGACCUGGGGGACAGGCUGCAGAUCACAGCCAAGGCCAGCAGUGACAAUGGCGGCCCCAUCACCGAGCGCAUGAUUCACCGGGCGGAGCUGCCGGUCAAGUACGGCAUCUUCGUCAUCCUCACCAGCCUCGAGGAGUCGACCAAGUACGUCAACUUCUCCGCCACGGAGGCAGGGACAAGUGAGCCAGUGACACAUCGGUACGAGGUCAAGAACCUGCGGCAGCGAAACGUCCCCCUCUCGGUCACGUUCCAGUUCCCCGUGGAGCUGAGCGGGGCCCGGGUGUGGGAUGCCUCUGAGGUCGUCCCCUCCAAGCCCCAGCUGGCUCAGUGCACCAGUGAGGCGGGAACGCCCGGUUCGAAGGACUUUGUGAAGCAGAUGAGCGAGCGCCCCCUGCUGGACUGCUCUGUGGCCACCUGUAAGAAGAUCCGGUGCAGAAUCGCCUCCCUGGAAAUGCAGCAGCCGCUGGAGUUCAUGAUCAAAGGGAACGUCAGCUUCCAGUGGGUCUCCCAGACUCAGCAGCAGACAGUGAGUCUGGUGAGCGAGGCCCGGAUUGAAUACGAGGAGAAGAAAUCCCAGGAAGGAUUCGUCCAGCGCCAGGUGCAGACGGUGGUGGAGCGCUCCGAGGUCUAUAACUACCUGCCCAUCAUCGUGGGCAGCAGCGUGGGGGGCCUGAUCCUGCUGGCUCUCAUCACCGCAGCCCUCUACAAGUUUGGCUUCUUCAAGCGCCAGUACAAGCAGAGGAUGGAGGGUGAUGGGGCCGAGCCGGCCCAGAGCGAUGCCUCCUCUCCCCCCGACGCCCCCCAAACAAUAGCUGCACCCACAUCACCUCCCCAUGGGCUGCUCCAGAUCCACACACCAAACGAGGACGCUGAAGAGGAUCUCUGUUGCAUUGAGGACUCGCCCGAGCUUCCAGAGCUGCCAGCCACUCCAGACACCAAGGAACUGCUGGGACUGCCAUUGGCCGUAUAUCCCAGUGAAAUGGAGGAUGACCCUGGGAUCCAAUUUGCCCUCAUGCAGUACUCGCACAGAUUUAGAGAGCACUUCGACUUCUUACAAUACAGUGGGAGUCGCGACUCCGAUGACCUUGUCAGGGCAGUCACACAGCUCAUGGGAGCGACGCACACAGCCACAGCCAUCCGGAAAGUGGUGCGGGAGCUGUUCACCUCUGGGAGAGGCGCUCGGGAUGAGGCCACCAAGAUUCUCAUUGUGAUCACAGAUGGGGAGAAAUCUGGAGACCCGCUUUCUUAUUCAGACGCCGUCCCCAAGGCUCAGAGAGCUGGGAUCAUCCGCUACGCCAUCGGGGUGAGCCGUGGCUGUUAUUCAUCUCAGGUCAUCACAGCCAAUGGGCAGAGCAGCUACGUGGUCGGGGCCCCUCGCUACCAACACGCUGGCAAAGUCGUCCUGUUCAGCCGGGAUACCAAUGGCGGGGAAUGGACACCCAGAUGGGAACUGCAGGGGGAGCAGGUUGGCUCGUAUUUUGGGGGUAGACUGUGCGCUGUGGACCUUGACAGAGAUGGGAACACGGACCUGCUUCUGAUCGGAGCUCCCACGUACUAUACGCCUCUGAAUGGAGGGCGCGUCUAUAUCUGCUCGUUUAGCCGGCAGGGGGUGACGCUGAGGUGUAGGAGAACACUGCAGGGGCAGACGGGGCAGGCGUUUGGGCGCUUCGGGGCCAGCAUGUCUGAAAUCGGGGACUUCAGCGGAGACGGACGGAGAGAUGUGGCCAUUGGGGCUCCCACGGAGAAUGACAAUCGCGGGGCCUUGUACAUUUUCCAUGGGGAAAAGAGAGGCCUCAGUCAGUACAGACAGCGCAUCGAGGGGUCACAGUUUCCCAGCAGGCUGCACUACUUUGGCCAGGCCGUCAGUGGCAGGAUGGACCUGAUGGGGGACGGACUGCCAGACAUCGCGGUGGGGGCACAAGGGCAGGUCCUGCUGCUGAGGUCCCGGCUGGUGCUCAGAGUCAGGGUCUCCAUCAGCUUCCAGCCCCCCACGAUCCCAACCUCGGCCUUUGACUGCCAGGAGCAGGAGCAGCUCAACACGGAGGCCAGCAGGGCAAAUAUCUGCUUCACCGUCACUAAGAGCACCAUGGACAGCCUAGGCAACAGGAUCUCCGGCACCAUCCAGUACAGGCUGGCUCUGGACCCCGGGAGGAUGAAGAUCCGAGCUGCCUUUGACUCCAACGGCCCCGUCCUGAGCGGGGAGCUGCAGCUCAGCAUCGAGACAAGAUGUGAGACGUACCAGAUAACGUUACCUCUCUGCCCUGAGGACACUCUGAGCCCCAUCACCCUGCGCCUCAACUACACCCUGUCGGGGGAGCCCAUUGCCGCUGUCCAUCGCCUCAGACCCAUCCUGAGCGAGGACUCCACCGUGAUGACUUCAGGCUUGCUCCCGUUUGAGAAGGACUGCAGCAGUGACAGCGUCUGCACUGAUGAACUACAAAUUUCCUUCAGUUUCUCCGGCUUGAGCACCCUGGUGGUGGGGGUCACCCCUGAACUCAACACCACUGUCUCCAUCCAGAACUGCGGGGAGAAUUCCUACAGCACCAGUGUGCGAUUCUUCUACCCGGCCGCGCUGUCCUACCGCCGGGUCCUGCUGCUCCAGUCUAACAGGAGGGCCGUGGUCAUUAAGUGCAGCUCAGCCGUGAGCUCCGAGGAGCAGACUCAGAGGAACAGCACCUGCCACAUCAACCACCCCAUCUUCUGGAGCGGGGCUGAGGCCAUUUUCAUCGUCACCUUUGACGUCUCCCCCAAAGCCGAUCUGGAGGACAGUCUGCAGAUCACAGCCAAAACCAGCAGUGGCAACGGCGGUCCCAUCAACGAGAGCAUGAUUCACCGGGCGGAGCUGCCAGUCAAGUACGGCAUCUUCGUCAUCCUCACCAGCCUCGAGGAGUCCACCAAGUACGUCAACUUCUCCACCGAGGAGGCAGGGACAAGUGCGACAGUGACACAUGGGUACGAGGUCAAGAACCUGCGGCAGCGAAACGUCCCCCUCUCGGUCACGUUCCAGUUCCCCGUGGAGCUGAGCGGGGCCCGGGUGUGGGAUGCCUCUGAGGUCGUCCCCUCCAAGCCCCAGCUGGCUCAGUGCACCAGUGAGGCGGGAACGCCCGGUUCGAAGGACUUUGUGAAGCAGAUGAGCGAGCGCCCCCUGCUGGACUGCUCUGUGGCCACCUGUAAGAAGAUCCGGUGCAGAAUCACCUCCCUGGAAAUGCAGCAGCCGCUGGAGUUCAUGAUCAAAGGGAACGUCAGCUUCCAGUGGGUCUCCCAGACUCAGCAGCAGAAAGUGAGUCUGGUGAGCGAGGCCCGGAUUGAAUACGAGGAGAAGAAAUACACCCAGAAGGAGGGAUUCGUUCAGCGCCAGGUGCAGACAGUGGUGGAGCGCUCCGAGGUCUAUAACUACCUGCCCAUCAUCGUGGGCAGCAGCGUGGGGGGCCUGAUCCUGCUGGCGCUCAUCACCGCAGCCCUCUACAAGCUCAACUUCUUCAAGCGCCAGUACAAGGAGAUGAUGGAGGACGCGAGGGACAGUGCUGUGGCCAGGCUGGACCAGAGCAACUCUGCCAAUGUCUGCCUCAGCCCCAACCUCCCCAAACAAUAGCCCCCCUGCCCCGCCCCGCCCCAGGGUACUCUGCUUCUCCCUUCCCGCACAUUCGCCCCCCAUGCACCGCUCUGGAUCUGCAUUCUGAUGACCUACUUGCACUCAGAACAUCACCCUAUAACAACCAUGUGGGGCUGGGAGUCUGGACUCAUGAAUUCUCUCCCCAGCUCUGGGAGGGGAGUGGGGUCUAGUGGUUAGAGUGGACGGGGAAAGCUGGGAGACAGGACUCCUGAGUUCUAUCCCCAACUGUGGAAGGGGAGUGGGGCCUAGAAGGUUAGAGCCAGUUCUAUCUCUGGCUCCAGUAAGGAACUGGGGUCUAGUGGUUAGAACGGGUGGCUGAAGCUGGGAGACAGGACUCCUAGGUUCUAUCCCAAGCGGAUGAGAGGUCUGUGAUAUGCGAGAUCAGAAUAAUAGGGGACGUGAACCCUCUCGCAAAGCAAUGGAUGCUAAGGAGCUCAGUGUGUUCAGUUUAUUAAAAAGAAGAUUGAAGUGUGA
This is a messenger RNA of Dermochelys coriacea (leatherback sea turtle), 6862 nucleotides long. RefSeq names its product integrin alpha-X-like. The record is from RefSeq and is a predicted model, not a curated record. Gene Ontology annotation, cellular component: integrin complex; external side of plasma membrane. Gene Ontology annotation, molecular function: integrin binding. NCBI's taxonomy places the organism in Eukaryota, Metazoa, Chordata, Testudines, Dermochelyidae. Gene Ontology annotation, biological process: integrin-mediated signaling pathway; cell-matrix adhesion; cell adhesion mediated by integrin.